Molecule: messenger RNA, 3054 nt
Organism: Anolis carolinensis (green anole)
Lineage: Eukaryota; Metazoa; Chordata; Lepidosauria; Squamata; Anolidae
Product: protein FAM186A-like
Exons: 2
Coding region: 317-2743 (808 amino acids)
Biological process (GO): viral process
Molecular function (GO): nucleic acid binding; zinc ion binding
Source: RefSeq, a predicted model, not a curated record
CCGGAUUGGAACCCGGAGCCAAUUGGAGCAAAGCCCAUUGUUUUGGGGAUACCCUAAAAGGACUGGGAUGCCGCCUCUUCCUUCCUUCCUGAAGCCCUGAAACUGACCCCUGAUCCUGCCCUUGACUGGGAAACAUUGGAGCCGGAACUGGGAAAACAGUGGAACUUAAUGAUCCAGAGUUUCUUCAUCAGCGGAAAGUGGACAUUUGAGUCGUGCCAACUAUUUGGACCCUCAAGACUCAGACUUGCGUUCCUUUGGGUGACUUAAACUGCACAAGCGACGUCGUCGUCCGCUGCAAAAAGCUGCUCCAAACAACAUGGGCCAGGCCGCCAGCAUCCCACCGGGGAGCCCCUUGGACCUCAUGUGCCGGUUAUGGGACACGGGGCGAUGGCGGAGGCACGGUCUGCGUCGGAGAAAGAUGAUCAAGUUGUGCACCGAGACGUGGCCCGGAUACAACGCAUGGAUCGAAAACCCAGAGGAGCAUUGGGGACCCUCGGGAUCCUUCGAACCAGGGCCUCUCCGGGGGAUCCGGUGCCAACUACUAAAGCAUCACCUCAGCCAGUUGGAGUACUUGGCUUUGUGGGAAACGGUCAGUAAGGAAAGGGCUGCCCUUCAUCAGGAUGUUUCGGAGGCAAAGAACACCCAUAAGGAAGACUCCCCAGUUUUGGGUGUCAACGAGAGGUCGAAAACUCGUCGUGCGCCGCCGCCACCACCUCCUGUUGCAUUGCCACGUCCAUCGCUGGCUCCCAAUGCGGUGCAAACAUCUCCAGCUCCUGUUGCAUUGGCACCACCACCAUCAGCUUCCAGUGUGAUGCCACCAUCUCCAGCUCCUGUUGCAUUGCCACGUCCAAGGCGAGCUUCCAAUGUGGUGAAAACAUCCCCAGCUCCUGUUGCAUCACCACCACUAUCACCAGCUCCCAAUGCAGUGCCAACAUCUUCAUCUCCUGCUGCAUUGCCAUGUCCAUCACCAGCUCCCAAUCUGGUGCCAACAUCUCCAGCUCCUUUUGCAUUGGCACCACCACCAUCAGCUUUUAGGGCGGUGCCACCAUCUCCAGCUCCUGUAGUGUUGUCACCACCAUCUCCAGCUUCUAUUCAAUUGUCACCACCAUCACCAGCUCCCAAUAUGGUGCCACCAUCUCCAGCUUCUGUUGCUUUGCCACCACCAUCACUAGCUCCCAAUGUGGUUCCACCAUCUCCAGCUUCUGCUCCAUUUUCAUCACCAUCACCAGCUCCCAAUGUGGUUCCACCAUUUUCAGCUUCUGCUCCAUUUUCAUCACCAUCACCAGCUCCCAAUGUGGUUCCACCAUCUUCAGCUUCUGCUCCAUUUUCAUCACCAUCACCAGCUCCCAAUGUGGUUCCACCAUCUUCAGCUUCUGCUCCAUUUUCAUCACCAGCUCCCAAUGUGGUUCCACCAUCUUCAGCUUCUGCUCCAUUUUCAUCACCAUCACCAGCUCCCAAUGUGGUUCCACCAUCUUCAGCUUCUGCUCCAUUUUCAUCACCAGCUCCCAAUGUGGUUCCACCAUCUUCAGCUUCUGCUCCAUUUUCAUCACCAUCACCAGCUCCCAAUGUGGUUCCACCAUCUUCAGCUUCUGCUCCAUUUUCAUCACCAGCUCCCAAUGUGGUUCCACCAUCUUCAGCUUCUGCUCCAUUUUCAUCACCAUCACCAGCUCCCAAUGUGGUUCCACCAUCUUCAGCUUCUGCUCCAUUUUCAUCACCAUCACCAGCUCCCAAUGUGGUGCAAACAUCUCCAGCUCCUGCUGCGUUGCCACCAUCACCAUCACCACCAGCUUCCAUGGGGCCAGCGGAGAAGUUGGCUACUCCAAGCCCUCUCCAAAACGUGACCACCACUUUCGACACCAACAAAGCCAUUCAAGUUUCCCAUUCCUCAAAGACCACCAUGAGCUCCUCAUUGGAGGACUUGGAGACACAUCAGCAAGAGGUCUUGAAUAGGCACAUCUGGUUGUCGUGGGACUUGGAAGAGUGCAAGAAAUUGGCUGGAACUUUCGAGACCGAUCCGCUCUCGGUCAUCAAUUUACUGGAAAUAAUGUUCUCCUCUUACAAGCUGAGUUACAAGGGUUGGGAGCAACUGUUGGCCAGGAUGUUGACCCGAAAAGAGCUCGAUCGCCUCCGGGAAGAAGAGCGCAAGUGCUACGAUGGAGGCUGGUGGGGAGAAGGGAAGAGAUUGGCGAGAGACGGCCUUCGGGGAGAAGCGGACCAGGUCCGGAUGGAGAUGGACCAGAAACGGUUGUUGUCGCACUUGAGGAAGAUGGGGAAAGAGGGAAAGUGGAGCAAGGUCAUGGCUUGCCGGCCGGAGCAUAACGAGUCUCCUGGACAGUUCUGGAGCCGGUUUCUUCAAGUGGCCAAGUUGGCUUGUGUGGACAUAGACGAUCCUAAUGACCAGUUUAUGCUGAAAUUCCGCUUUGUCUAUCAAUCUCAUGAGUUCAUCCGGGAAUAUUUCGAAGAACACUGUCCCGGGUAUUGUUCAUACAGCACUGAGACGUUGUUGGAGGUGGCCCAUUCCGCUUGGGAAGAGGAGAAGGAGAAGGAGAAGCAGAAAGAGGAUGAGCGGAUGGCCGAGAUGGUCAAGACGGUGGUCCGGGAAGUAUACGGGAACCGAGGGGGUCGGGGCGGAGGGAGAAGAAGGGGAGGAAGAGGAGGGUGGAGGAACGGGGCCUGUUACCUGUGCGGGAAGAUGGGCCACUUCAGGCGAGAUUGUUACUGGAACACAGGGAGGCGGUGGUAGUUGAAAGAGACCCCCAAAGGCUAUCUAGUCUACCCCACUCCCCAAUAUAAGUAGAUAGGUGACAAUCGUAGAAUCGCAGAACUGAGAGAGAUCUCACUGGCCAUCCAGUCCAACCCCAUUCAGCCAUUCAGGAAGACACAACCCAAUCCCUCCCGACAGAUGGCCAUCCUGUUAGCAGGUGUGUAUAGCGGAACCAGCAGCGUCCAGUUAACACCAUGUGCAAAGGACUCAGACCAGGCAGAGGAAUUGAAAGAACAAAGAAACUUUACUUGUUGAGUUGAAGUUAAAUAAACAGUUCAGCAAUUGUACAA